Purpureocillium lilacinum is the source of this 234-nucleotide messenger RNA. RefSeq lists its product as uncharacterized. NCBI's taxonomy places the organism in Eukaryota, Fungi, Ascomycota, Sordariomycetes, Hypocreales, Ophiocordycipitaceae. The record is from RefSeq and is a predicted model, not a curated record.
AUGCCCUUCACGCUCGGCAAGAAGACCGUCAUGGCCUCCGGCAAGCCUUAUACGCACAAGACGGCGUCUGAGGCGACACUCGUCGACCACAGCAAGGCCGCUCCCGGCAGGCUGGACAAAGAUAUCAAGCCGGAGACGGGGUCUCGGGCUUCUAGGUCCAAGUCCUCCGGAAAGAACAAGGUGGACCAUAGGCGGAAUUGGGAAGCUCUGGCGUUCGCCGCUAUGAACCGAUGA